Molecule: messenger RNA, 2669 nt
Organism: Pogona vitticeps (central bearded dragon)
Lineage: Eukaryota; Metazoa; Chordata; Lepidosauria; Squamata; Agamidae
Gene: MYADML2
Product: myeloid associated differentiation marker like 2
Cellular component (GO): membrane
Source: RefSeq, a predicted model, not a curated record
AGCUACACAGCUGCUUAGCUGAGGCAACAUAAACGUCCUGUUGGUUUCUUGGGAGAAAGUGAUCAGUUGAGGUGGAAGGAGGGACAAGUAACUGACAGGAAUGCUGAAGGAGCACUCAGCACGCAGACCCCAGCAAAGCACAGCUGAUGGAUCAUAACUGCAGCGUACAAGAAAGGCCGGUCAAUACUUUCGCUGCAGUGCUCAGACUCUCUCCCAAAGCUGCCAGAAAUGCAGGCUCUGCAGCAUAAAUAACAGCCAGCCAGGAGACCAAGGCGGAGGGCUAUGGAUCAUAAGACUUGUGCUGCAGCCACUGCUUAGUCAUCCGGCAUCAGGUAGGGGGCUGAAGGGCAGGAAGACCACAUCUAACUGCGAAAGGAAUACUGGGUUUCUGAAUCAAUGAUGGAGAGCUCAGGAGGGGCACACCUCAACAUGGCUGCCGUGACCUCUCCGGUGGGAGUUGCUCGGCUGUUGCAGGCAGCCUUUGGAUGUACAACGUUCAGCCUUGUGGCCCAUCGAGGGGGAUUCAGCGCGGCCUACGGCACCUUCUGCAUGUCUGUCUGGUGCUCCUGUUUUGCCGUUACCAUCUUCAUCAUCACUUGCGAGUUCACCCGCCUCCACAGCUGCCUGACCAUCUCCUGGGGGAACUUCACGGCUGCGUUCGCCAUGCUUGCCACCCUCACCUCUAUCACGGCCGCUGUGAUCUACCCACUCUAUGUCCCAUUUGCCUGCCAUGCUGAUGGAUGUGAGGUGAGAGACUUCCGCAUAUCGGCCAGCGUCUUUGCGGGGCUUCUCUUUUUUGCCUAUGCCACGGAGGUCCUCCUUACGAGGGCCAAGCCAGGACAAGUGACCAGCUACAUGGCCACCGUUUCAGGCCUCCUAAAAAUUGUCCAGGCUUUUGUAGCCUGUAUCAUCUUUGGAGCUCUGCUGAACGGCAGCCAGUACGAGAGGUACGCAGCCACCCAGUGGUGUGUGGCUGUUUACAGCUUCUGUUUUAUUGUGACCGUGGCAGUGGUGGCACUCAGUGUCACAGGAAGGACGGCUAUGCUGAAGUGCCCCUUUGAACGUUUUGUUGUCGUUUACACAUUUGUGGCUGUCCUGAUGUAUAUAAGUGCUGCUGUGAUCUGGCCUGUCUUCUGUUUUGACCGUAAGUAUGGCUCUCCACAUCGCCCAUAUCAGUGCUCCAGAACCUCCUGCCCCUGGGACAGCCAGGUGGUCGUUACCGUGUUUACAUAUGUGAAUCUUGUGCUCUAUAUUGUGGAUUUAGCAUACUCGCAGCGUAUUCGUUUUGUCCUGCACCCUUAAUUCCCAGCCCUGCUAUCAAAACCCUCUAAUAGACAGACACCCAAGAGCAAUAGAUUUGGAAUCUGUCUACAAAACUGAUGGCAAAUCCUGAUCAAAAGUGGGUGAUUAAGAAGAGGCAUCUCCAUGAAAAACAUUGUGAAUUGUUUGGGGAUCAGGUCACACAAAAAGAAGAAAGAUUUCUUUCUUUCACUGUCAUCAUUCCAGCACUCAUACAGGUGUGUUACAACAAUGGCUCGACAGGCCCAUUGCUUCUCUCAGGCCUAGUACUAAGUGGGAGCAAGAAGCGUGGUACAGUUUGGAUCCUUAAAAAGUUUAUCCAAGAACUACCGGACAUUCAGAAUUGUAGCAUGUGUAGAAAAAUAUCUGUGCCAGAGAACACAUCUGCCAAAACCACUCUCGUAAUUUUGUUGAAGUGAUAUGUAAACCUACUGGUAGAUUCUCUUAGAAGUUUCUGAAAAGAUGGCAGAAGGGAGAGGGAACCCAAUCAUACCACAAUUUGAAGACUGAGAACGUCCUCCAAAGGAUGGGAAUGACCAUUGCCUCAUGACAGUGUUUUGUUGUGGAUGACAGAAUUGUCCUGUUGGACACAAUUUGAGAAAUUAAGUGAACGUUAUCAAGUCAAACUGAAAACAGGGCAGGCGAUGUUUGCUGCAAUUUUCAAAACAAUUACUUCUAGACUAUUUCUCUCAGCAUUACUUUAAAAAGCGUCUGGGGACACCUCAGUGCCAGAAGAAAUUGCGGUUGCUUCCAAGUUACUAGUCUCCUGAACCAAAGCCAAACUUUUGAACCAAAGUUAUGCUUUUGAACCGUGGCCACACUUUUGAACUAAAUGUAUUAAUUCAGACAAAUAAUUGUUGUUUCUGUUAUGUUUGCAAGUAUUAGGCAACAACCAUCUUCUGGUUCCUGAACAACUUUGGCAUCAUGCAAGCUACAAAUUACUUUGUAAUGGUCUGGUCUCUUUGGUCUCUUUUGCAAUGUGUAAAGGACAUAAUGCAGCAUUUUCAUCCAUUUAGCCAAGUGCCUCUUUUCAGACAUGACCUCAGGAUGUGCCACUUCUUGGUUCACAGCUUAGAAGACACCUGCCUAGCCCGUACGAGAGAAGCUGACCAGUCUUCUACAAUAUGAAUCAGGCUCUUUAUCCAGUUCUUUUCAUCCAAAGCCAUUUAAAAUACAAUAAACCAAAGCAAGUUUCUAUUAAAUGUGUGUGAAUUAGGUAUAAGUGUUUUAUUUCAUCUCAAAAUAAAAAGGGCCAAUUAGCAAACACGUGUGGCUUUUUAAAAAAAUCUGUAUUACAGACACAUAAGAAGGCGUACUUGUAUUCACAGAACACCCGUGUUUGUAUUUUUCCUUCUCUUCUACUAAUAAUU